ACUUGAUUCUGGCGAGCAGGCGGGGCAAUAGCUAAAAGGAAGGGCCAAUCAGAAGGCGUUCCUCGGGGAACCGGAAGUGGGAGAGUGGAAAAGCGGAAGUAGAACUCUUUUUUCUAUCGUUCUGCACGGCGGAUCUUCGUUGCCCCAUCCUCAACCCUACGGUCUCACAGACCGGCAGCGGCAUCAUGUCUGAGCUCAAAGACUGCCCCCUUCAGUUCCAUGACUUUAAGUCCGUGGACCAUCUCAAAGUGUGCCCCCGCUACACGGCUGUCUUGGCCCGUUCUGAAGACGAUGGCAUCGGCAUUGAAGAGCUGGACACCCUGCAGCUGGAGCUCGAGACGCUGCUGUCCUCUGCGAGCCGCCGGCUUCGAGUGCUGGAGACGGAGACACAGAUCCUGACAGACUGGCAAGACAAGAAAGGGGACAGGCGAUUUUUGAAGCUGGGCAAGGAGCAUGAGGUGGGCACACCUAUCAAACAUGGAAAACCCAAAAAGCAGAAGCUAGAAGGGAAAGGAGGCCACAGCACAGGACAGGGCCCUGGACGGCCCAAAUCCAAGAACCUACAACCUAAAAUCCAAGAGUAUGAAUUCCCAGAUGACCCAAUUGAUGUGCCUCGUGUUCCCAAAAAUGAUGCACCUAAUAGAUUCUGGGCCUCAGUGGAGCCAUAUUGUGCUGACCUUACCAAUGAAGAGGUGCGUACCUUAGAAGAGCUCCUCAAGCCUCCUGAAGAUGAAGCUGAACACUACAAGAUCCCACCUCUGGGGAAGCAUUACUCUCAGCGUUGGGCCCAGGAAGACAUGCUAGAAGAACAGAAGGAUGGGGCUCGGGCUGCAGCUGCUGCUGACAAGAAAAAGGGCAUCUUGGGACCACUGACUGAACUGGACACUAAAGAUGUUGAUGCUUUGCUGAAGAAGUCGGAAUCCCAGCAUGAACAGCCUGAGGAUGGCUGCCCCUUUGGACCUCUGACCCAACGCCUCUUACAAGCAUUGGUAGAAGAGAAUAUCAUCUCCCCUGUUGAAGAUUCCCCUAUUCCUGAAAUAGCUGGGAAGGAUUCUGCAACUGAUGGUGCUAGUACUUCCCCCCGUAGCCAGAACAAGCCCUUUAGUGUACCCCACACGAAAUCUCUGGAAGGCCGCAUCAAAGAAGAGCUGAUAGCCCAAGGUCUGUUGGAGUCAGAGGACCGACCUGCAGAGGACUCAGAGGAUGAAGUAUUAGCUGAGCUGCGAAAGAGGCAGGCUGAACUCAAAGCCCUGAGCACACACAAUCGAACCAAAAAAGUUGAGCUCCUCAGGUUGGCCAAGGAGGAGAUGCAUCGACAGGAGCUGCGGCAGCGCGUGCGCAUGGCAGACAAUGAAGUCAUGGAUGCCUUCCGCAAGAUAAUGGCAGCACGCCAGAAGAAGCGCACCCCAACCAAGAAGGAGAAAGACCAGGCCUGGAAGAGCCUCAAGGAACGUGAAAGCAUCCUGAAACUACUAGAUGGUUAAUGCUGCCAUUUGGACCCUGGACUCUUGGUCAAGCUACUCCAUUUGAAUCACAGUAUGGGAGGUGCUGGCUUCAAACACAGACUUCAGAAGCUCCCUGUGUUGGCUUACCAGCAUCCUCUUUUGGCCAUGUUGUAGCCAAGGAUCCAGACAGGCUUUGACAGCUCAGAGGGCUGUGAGAUGGAAGCCUGGAACACUGAAAGGUGGUGGUCCCAUCUUUGACUUUUGUAGAGCCAUUUUUUUGUGCAGGACAAACUCUACAUGGGGUUUUACAUCUCAUUUAUUGGCUUCCAAGGCGAGUCCAUAAAAUGGGAAGGGAUCUUAAGAGACUGCCUUGGAUUAUCGUUUCCCUUUUCAGAAAAAUGUUUUUUUUUUCUGCCAUGCUUUCUGUGAAUAAUUGGAGAUGUUACAAGCACAAUGAAUGUCCUGUGUGGGAGCAAAAUUCCCCAAGCGCCUGAAUGAAAAACAUUUGGGAGCAGUUUAUUGACCCUUUGCAGCACCAGGGUAUAUCCUAAUUCACAAAACCUUGGGUCUAGGCCUGCAUUAAAAUGGCUAGUGAAGGCCCAAAAUAAGGGUACUUGCCCUAUUUCAUAGGCAGUGUAAACUGAUGCCUGCAGUAGUCAGCUUUGAACAGUAGAGGGAAUUGUUUCUCUUGGCAAGUCUCAGUUGAACUCUUUAUUGCUGAUGGGUAAAAUGCAGUGAUGGUCUGUGCAGAGCUGAGGAUAUGGACAUCUGCAUUCUGCGAAGGUGUUUCUGAGUCAGGCAGCUCUAACAAUUCACCAUAUUUCCUGUUUUGCUCAUCCUGUGGGUCACACAUUUUCCUUUCUGCUUACCUAUCUCAAGUACAUAUGAAGGGGUUUGGCUUCUUGUGGCGACUGAGCAUAGAAGUGUCAUUCUGUUCUUGAGGCAAAAGGAUCAAGCUGAGAAGAACAUGAAGAACUACAGGUACAAAGGAGUGGGCAACAGGGGGGAGGGAUUUCCUGACAUUUGGGACUGAGUGACCUCAGGUGGUGAACUGGGAAGAAGCAAAAUAGCAGAUCCUUAAAUAUGUAACAUAGAGAAAAUGAACAGCCCAAAACAAAUUGGCUGAGUAGCCCAAGGCCGUUCCCGGCAAGCUGUGUGUGGGAGGAACCUGUCAAAAUGAGUAUCAAUCCUGCCAACUAUAUAUCUGGCCAAGAUCUAUAAAGAACUGAUAGAGGGCUGUGUGGGUGAACACUAGGACACACAAGCAGGGGCAAGAUAAUUAGGGAGCCUGUCUCCUCUCCUAUGCCUGGUUUAGUUUCACCUACUUGCCUUGAGAUUGGGAUCCCUUUGUGCCAUUGGCUGUGGUCUAGUGCUGGAGAAGGUGUGGCCCUCCAGAUAUUAUUAAACUGCAUUUUCUGUUGUCCCUCACUCUUAGGUAUGCUGCCUAGGGCUGAUGUGCGCUGAGAUCCAACAACACGUGGAGGGUCACAUCUUGUAGCUGGUCAAAGCACACUGUUGCAAAAAGAUCCUUGACCAUGACUGGUCAUUACAGAUUCUGCAGCAAGUUACAACAAGGUGGUAGGACCAAUUCAGUAUGGAUGUUGCCUUCAUCUUGGUGACACAUUAGCUUCUGCAUUUAUAGUCUCCACCCACCUUCACAAUCUCCUGAAGGCUUGAUUAUACUCACACAGCAAUAUACACUGGCUUUACUGAAGCCUCCGUUUGGGAUCCUUUCUUCUCCCUCAAAAAGUUUCAGGGGUGCCCUGCUAUAUCUGCUUGGGAACAUUUUGAACCUCAUUAGGUUUCUGCAUGACAUAGUGUCUUUGAAAACAGCUGGAAAAUAGAAUGGGAAGGGAAAAGCUAGGAGGAAGGUGAACUUGGAAGGAAGAAUCAAAUGAGUUCUUCACAUGCUGUGGGCUGUUGCAAAUUUGUGUCAACAUAUUGCCUCACUGCAAUUCUUCCCAAAGUGUCAAUAAACCCAUGACUACAGGAAUA
This is a messenger RNA of Sceloporus undulatus (fence lizard), 3440 nucleotides long. It is a transcript of the gene TADA3, whose product is annotated as transcriptional adaptor 3. The record is from RefSeq and is a predicted model, not a curated record. The coding region runs from base 186 to 1484 and encodes 432 amino acids. The transcript is spliced from 9 exons. Gene Ontology annotation, molecular function: transcription coactivator activity. Gene Ontology annotation, biological process: regulation of transcription by RNA polymerase II. Lineage: Eukaryota; Metazoa; Chordata; Lepidosauria; Squamata; Phrynosomatidae. Gene Ontology annotation, cellular component: SAGA complex.